ACGGCCGACGCUGCACUCAACAAUGAGGAUAGGAGCAGUGCUUCUAGUGGGGUGUCUACUACUAGGCCUCUGCAAUGGUCAAUUUGGGGUGGGAGUCCCCUACGCUAGACCUGCCAAGGAGUCUCCGUCCAAUGACUUACAGCCUGGCACAGACAUCGGACUGGACAGAAUACAGGUAGUGAGUUCAGCUUUGAGAGUGACUCCUCAUAGAGACCGACCCCGAGGCAAGCGAGCGACUGUCACUUCAUGGAGAAGACCUCGACAGCAUCAGUUUGUCACCAAGGAGGACAGAGUUUCUCCCCCCGCCAUCAUCAGGGUCUACCCCCCAGCCCCCGCCCCCUCUGCAGCCAGACGCAAGGGCAAGAGAAUCAUCUACUAUGCCACUCUGCCUGAGAUAGUUCGACCUCCCGGAUGGUAUGAUCAGCGGCUGGACUACUACGACACCAGAGCCUCCAGUCCUCAGCAGUACCGCCAACCCAUAUACAGCGGAUACACAGGCUAUCAGGGCUACCACAACAACGAAAACGAAGUCACCAGAGUUCAGUCAAACAUCAUUGAUGUCACUCCACCCAGAAAUAGGUUUUCUUCAACGCCAAAGUUCACUAUCAUAGACGUAGAGCCUCCUUACAACUACAACAAUUACAACAACUACAACAACUACAACCGCUACAGCUACAACCCCUCCUACCCCUCAUGGCAGCGACGCCCCUCCCUCCCCCCCUCCUAUGAUAGGCCAGAGCCUUCCCUAGAGCCUGUUAAGUUGGAGAUUCCCACAACUCUACAGUCAGCCUCCAACUCUACGGAUAAUGACAACUCUACACGCCUCGUCCCUGAUCUCUCUAAUUCGCCGAUCUCUAUUCGAUCUUCGUCUAAAUUUAUAACGUAGUCUUAGUUUUAUUCUUAGCCUUUAAAAGUUGUAAAAUUGUGAUGAAUUGGAAAGUACUCAUUUUGAUUCUAUUCAAAUAUUGUUGAAAUUAUUGUUAAGAACUCAUAUUUUUUUAUGCAAUG
This is a messenger RNA of Macrosteles quadrilineatus (aster leafhopper), 1008 nucleotides long. RefSeq lists its product as uncharacterized. The transcript has 5 exons. Lineage: Eukaryota; Metazoa; Arthropoda; Insecta; Hemiptera; Cicadellidae. The record is from RefSeq and is a predicted model, not a curated record. Bases 23 to 886 code for a protein of 287 amino acids.